AUGUCAGACGAAAAGGAUGUCAACAAAGUUAGAGCCGGUGUUCAACAAAUUCUACAGUAUAUACAAUCGUUUUUGGAAAAAUUAAAAUUACAAAAACGAGAACAAUUCACGUUAGGAUUGUUAAAUGAGAGAAAGAAUUCAACCACCAGUGAAAGUCUUCUAAUCAAUUGUCUCACGAAAGUUAACACAUUUGAUGAUUAUGAAAAUGCACUGUUAGAACUAACUCAUCUGGUUGAGAUGCCAUUGAACAGUUUUAUACCAUUUCUUAGCAAUCCUUUUAUUCAACUUCUCAAAGAAUUUUCUUUUGCUAUUGUUGAAUAUUUAAUUAAAUACUCAACAAUAGCAAAAGAUCCAAUCUUAGCAGCUGAAUAUAACAAUGUUGUAAAGAACGGGCCCGGUCUAUCCUUAAAUAUAGGAUAA
Messenger RNA from Didymodactylos carnosus, 420 nucleotides. The record is from the annotation of a GenBank genome assembly. NCBI's taxonomy places the organism in Eukaryota, Metazoa, Rotifera, Eurotatoria, Philodinida, Philodinidae.